This is a messenger RNA of Metarhizium acridum CQMa 102, 702 nucleotides long. NCBI's taxonomy places the organism in Eukaryota, Fungi, Ascomycota, Sordariomycetes, Hypocreales, Clavicipitaceae. The record is from RefSeq and is a predicted model, not a curated record.
AUGGACAGGCCAGAAUGGCAAGUCAAUGUCAAUGAGGAAAUCGCAAGCCCCGUUUACAGAAUCAGGCUUCCCAUCGUGGCAUUACUAGAGAUGGAACAAAAAGUCAAACAGGCCAUCCAGCCCCUCACACGCUCUUGGGUACGUUAUGAAAUCGAACCCCCGGCCAACAUUACUCGCCAUUUGUUGCUCACACUUGAUCGUGAGGAAAUGAACUUCCUACCUCUCUGGGCGGGCGGCCUCAACGAUGGCACGGGCGCUGUGUUCGAAUCACACAUCCCUUCUACCGACAUGGGACCAAAUGGCCCCGGGCCUGCUUACCACGCGGGACAUACUAUCCCUUCUGCGCCGCCUAGCAUUAGCGACUCCCUGGUGGACGAUAUUUUCGCCAUGAAAGUAACUAGUACCCCUACCAGUGGCACCAUUGAUUCACAUGACGACAUGUCCAUCGUGUACAGAGACGACAAGGCCAUUGUAGAUGAUGUGUCCAUCAAGACGGAAUCCUUUCAAACAGCUGAAAGCGACUACGACGGAGCGAGAUUUGCUGUGCCAGCAGGUCACCAAGAAAUAGCUGAAACAGUUAAUUCGCUUGUUGAAGCGGUAGAUGAUUUUGAAGCGGAUACGCAAGAGACACCAGUUGCAUCAGACUAUGAGAGUGAUAGCGACGGCAGUGUUGUACUGGUGAAGAGGGCAUGUGGGGAGUAG